AUGGCUUCUGCUACGAAGAGUGAUGAAUAUCAGAAGAUAUUCCAUUGGGCAGAGACGCAAGAGAACGGGGCGAUACCAUCUUUCAAUACCAGGAAGAAUGACCCAUACCAGUACCAAGCGGGCUUUGGGAAUUCAUUCUCGUCCGAAGCUGUUCCGGGUACACUGCCCCAGGGCCAAAAUAACCCGCGCCAUGUGAGAUUCGGCUUGUACGCCGAGCAAAUCACGGCGACGGCCUUUGUGGCGCCCCGACACGUCAACAAGAAGGCCUGGCUCUAUCGUGUCCGCCCCGCUGUCGCCCAUAAUGGAUUUGUCGAUAUCCCACAAAACACAGCUGCCGAGUCCAAUUAUCUGCUCAGCAACCCAAACGUUCAUAUUUCUCCCACCCAGCUAGCCUGGAAGCCCAUGGAUAUUCCGGAGUCCGGUUCGAUUGACUUUGUAGCGGCCCUCAAAUCCAUUGCCGGAUCUGGCGAGCCGACCCUUGGUGAAGGACUUGCGGUCCACGUAUACACUGCCAAUACCAACAUGACCCAAAGGGCCUUUGUAAAUGCCGACGGAGACUUCCUGAUUGUCCCGCAACAAGGCGCUCUAGAUGUGCAAACUGAGUUUGGCAAGAUGUUUGUCCAGCCCGGCGAGAUUGUUGUCAUACAGAAGGGAAUCCGGUUCCGAGUCGAACUUCCCGACGGGCCAUCCAGAGGCUACGUACUUGAGAUUUGGGGUUCCAGUUUCGAACUGCCAGAGCUAGGUCCGCUUGGUGCCAAUGGACUUGCCAAUGCGCGCGACUUUUUGACGCCCGAGGCCUUCUACGAAGUCAAAAAGGAGCCCUGGCAGAUUAUCUUUAAAGUGUGUGGGAAAGAGUUCAAGAGCACUCAGGACCACUCACCAUUCGAUGUUGUUGCAUGGCAUGGAAACUAUGUAUGUGUUGUGAAGCUGUUUAUCCCAUGCCGAAACACGGUUCCUGCUGACACGCACGAGGUCCCUUUCAAAUACGAUCUGACAAAGUUUGUCAAUGUUGGUUCCAUCUCGGUCGACCACAUCGACCCCUCCAUCUUCUGCGUCCUGACUGCCAAAUCCCGGAAUCCCACCGCACCACUGGCCGACUUUCUCAUCUUCUCCCCUCGCUGGGACGUGGCAUCUCAUACGUAUCGACCGCCGUAUUUCCACCGGAACGCUGCCUCUGAGCUCAUGGGGUUAAUCUAUGGAGACUAUGGCGGCCGCUCUGACGAUUUUCGCCCCGGCAGUAUCUCUUACGAGUGUGGCAUGGUGCCGCAUGGAGUGGCGUAUGAACAAUUCAAGCAAGCCACCGAAUGCGAACCACCAGUGAUGCAGAUCUCGACGGGUUCAGUGGCCUUCAUGUUCGAGUCGAGCCGGGCCUUCACAAUUACAGACUAUGCUUGGACAAGUGAUAAAAAGCACGAGCACGAACCGACACUGUGGAACGAUCUUGCGGACCACUUCUCGGCUCACCUUGAUCAAGUGGAGAAAUUAGUUGCCGAGACGAAGGCUAGAUAG
Messenger RNA from Metarhizium acridum CQMa 102, 1509 nucleotides. NCBI's taxonomy places the organism in Eukaryota, Fungi, Ascomycota, Sordariomycetes, Hypocreales, Clavicipitaceae. The record is from RefSeq and is a predicted model, not a curated record.